This is a messenger RNA of Rhea pennata, 1734 nucleotides long. It is a transcript of the gene CCDC25, whose product is annotated as coiled-coil domain containing 25. NCBI's taxonomy places the organism in Eukaryota, Metazoa, Chordata, Aves, Rheiformes, Rheidae. The transcript is spliced from 9 exons. Bases 147 to 770 code for a protein of 207 amino acids. The record is from RefSeq and is a predicted model, not a curated record.
GCUUCCGGUGGGCGGCCUGGCGGUCGCUAGGCGCUGCUGGGAGCUGGGCGGCGGGAGCCGAGUGGAGUCCCGGUCCGGUCCGGUCCGGUCCGGUCCGGUCCGGUCCGGUCCGGGUCGGUGGGCUGGGAAGCGCCGACGCUGCCGCCAUGGUGUUUUACUUCACCUCCAGCGUUGUUCCCUCCGUUUACACCAUUUACAUGGGAAAAGAUAAAUAUGAAAAUGAAGACCUAAUAAAGUAUGGCUGGCCUGAAGAUAUCUGGUUUCAUGUGGAUAAGCUCUCCUCCGCGCACGUGUAUCUUCGGUUACACAAGGGGCAGACGGUGGAUGACAUUCCCAAAGAAGUUUUGAUAGACUGUGCCCAUCUAGUGAAGGCUAAUAGCAUUCAAGGUUGCAAGAUGAACAACGUCAAUGUGGUGUACACGCCGUGGACUAACCUGAAGAAGACAGCGGACAUGGAUGUGGGGCAGAUCGGAUUUCAUAGACAAAAAGAUGUGAAAAUGCUGACAGUGGAGAAAAAGGUGAAUGAGAUCCUGAACCGGCUAGAGAAGACGAAAGUGGAGCGCUUCCCAGACCUGGCUGCUGAGAAGGAAGCCAGGGACAGAGAAGAAAGGAACGAGAAAAAAGCCCAAAUCCAAGAGAUGAAGCGGAAGGAAAAGGAAGAGAUGAAGAAGAAGAAAGAGCUGGAAGAACUUAGGAGCUACUCAUCAUUAAUGAAGGCUGAGAACAUGUCCUCUAAUCAGGAUGGCAACGAUUCAGAUGACUUCAUGUAAAUAAGGUCUCUCUCCUUUCUCAACUGUAACGGGAUUUGGGAUGUCUUAAUGUGUGACCAUCAACAAGAAUGCCAAAAAAAAAAAAAAAAAAGAAAAAAAGCAAACUGACUUCAUUUCUUCAGAACCUAGUUGGUUCCUCCUGGCAGUCUCACCAGCUCUGUGGCAUGGACAACAUCUGAACAGAGAAGAUCUACAUGCCUGCACAUACAUCUCUUUAAGGGACAUGAGUAGAAGAAAAAAAGAGUAGAAUUUCAGUUCUACAAAGACAAUGAUAUUUAUUAUGGGAAAGGUAUUGGUAUAGCUUUUAAUCUAAUGAGAUUUAAGAAAAGAAAACAAAUAAUGCUGUCUCAUUGAUGUCCUGUCAGCAGUGACUCAAAAAGCAUUGCCAGUGACAACUUUGUGUUACCGGUAUGUAAGCAAGCCCCAAAGCGACACUGCUGACUGCCUAACUAUUCUGUUUAUGUCGGUGAUUGUCAGCAAGGCUGGAGGAUCCCUAUAAAAUUGGGGUGCCUGAUCUUUGACAAGCUAAGAGCUGCUUUGCAGACCUACUGAGCCCUUGCUGGUAGUAAAUCCAGCAGUUUGUAGCUAUUCACUGAAUACAGAACUACAGAUCAUGAAGGCUGAGCUUGGCUGAUGUUGCAGCCCAGCUGAGCAAAUUAACACGGGCUGAGAUUUGCACCCCUAGCGUAAGAUGAGAAUAGUCCCACACUGCAUUUUUUUUUUUUUUUAUAUAUAAUUACAUUUCAUUUCUGGGCUCUUCCUUGGAAACCUUUUUUGCAGAGAGAAGCUUGUGAAGAAGAGUUGAGUUUUGCACAGCAUCUAAACCUGUUCAGUUCAAAGUUCUUGACUGACACUCUGUAAGGUAUUGUGGAUAAGUCUGUAUGAAAUGAUCAUGGUAAUUGCUGCAGCACCUGUAUAUAUGUCGCAAUUAAAUUCAUACCAUGGUGGUAAAAUACGCUUUUAA